GCCAGCAGCAACCUGUCUUAAAGAACACAUGGCAUCAUAGCAGUAAGAAUCGUCCCCUACUCACGACACGCACUCCCCUUGCUGCCACGUUUCGACACCAACAGAUUCUCCGUAACCACCAUCUUACUUUAACUAGACCUCCAUAAUUCACAUAAAGAAUGACCAGCAGCACAGUUACAUUGUACGAUCUUGACUUUUUUGCUUGAAUUCCAACUUGGGUUUUGGUGGUUUGUGACGCACAAAAGUUUAAAAACACUUCUGUUUUGGAAGAAAACGAGGAGGAGAUAUGGAGAAGAGAGUUGAGGUGAUGAUCAUGGUGAUGGUGCUAUGGAUGGAGGUGUCUUUGUGCUGGAGUACUAGUUAUUCUACUGAGGAUUUGGUGGAGAAUACGAAGGAAAGAGUGAAUUUGGCAGCGGAAGAUGCAAGGAUCAAGGCUGAAGAGAUGAAGCAUGGUGCGGCAGAAACCAUGCAAGACGCCGAGGAGAAAGGAAAGACUUGGACUGGUUCAGCGUAUCAAAAGUUCACCGAUGGAUUUGGAUUCAAUCAAGAAAAUGCAAGAGAGGGAGCUCAAAAUAUAAUGGAUAGAGCUGGAGAUGCUGCCUCAAAGACCACAGAUACUAUGAAUUCUGUUGCAUCUGAAACUUCAAGGUAUGCCUCUCAAAAGGCUGGUGAGGCAGCAGACAUGGCCUUUGGGAAGGCGGGUGACAUGAGGGACGUCUUUGCUUCAGAGAAAGCCGAUCAAGCCAAGCAAAUGGCUUCCAAUAUUAAAGCUAGUGAUGCCAGGGAAACAUUGGCAGGAGCAAUGGAAUAUGGAGGGGGUAAAAUUGAGGGUGCCUAUGAUGAAGCUAAUCAGAAGUGGAACAUUGUUAAAGACAAGGUUUCAGAUGGAGCAAACAAUAUGGAGGACACGAUUGGUGGAGCACUAGGAUAUGGGAAAGAUAAAGCAGCAAAUGCCUAUGGUGAUGCUACCCAGAAAAUGAACACAGUCACUGAUGAGGCUUAUGAUGCUAAAGAAAGAGUGGGGAGAUCAAUGGAUUACGGAAAAAAUAGAGCUGCUGAUGCCUUUAACGAGGCUUCAAAUAUUGCAUCAGAUUGGGCUAGUGAUGCUAAUGAGGCCGUUUCAGGAGCAAUGAGAUAUGGAAGAGACCGAGCUGCGGAUGCUUAUGAUGAAGUUAAGAAGUAUGCGAAAGCGGACUCAAAUAUGGUUUCAAACAAGACAGAUGAUGUGAAGGACACAAUAUCGGAAGCAAUGUGGUACGGACACGAGAAAGUCACCGAUGCCUAUGAUGUAGCUAAAGAGGAGAUCUACAGAACUUCAAAUAUAGCCUCAGAGAAGGCUAGCAAGGCCAAGGAAGCAGCGGCAGGAGCAAUGGGGCAUGGAGGAGAUGGUGAGAGAGAUGCUUUUGAUGAAACUAAGAACAAGAUUAAGGAGGCAUAUGUGUCUGCCAAAGACACAGUGACUGAUCAGGCCAAGGCCAGCAAUGAAGCUGCCAAGGAGACGCUGUCAAAGGCAACUAGUGAUAUUGGAGAUAUAUAAGAUGAGAAAGGAGACUGCUGAUCUUUGAGAGGACUUCACCAGUUUCGGCACAGUAUCUUCGUCUGUGAGUCAUAGCUCUUUAAUUAGCUUCUUUUUCUUUUUUCUCAUAACAUGUACGAGAUAGCAUCCAAUAAAUUUUAUGUAGUUCGUUCA
Messenger RNA from Populus euphratica (Euphrates poplar), 1690 nucleotides. Its product is annotated as late embryogenesis abundant domain-containing protein / LEA domain-containing protein. The record is from RefSeq and is a predicted model, not a curated record. Lineage: Eukaryota; Viridiplantae; Streptophyta; Magnoliopsida; Malpighiales; Salicaceae. Bases 287 to 1537 code for a protein of 416 amino acids. The transcript has 3 exons.